UGCUCGCAGCUACGCUCGGACCAUGCAUUGACGCGACUCUUGUCGCCUCAGCUCUCCCUCGGUCAAAGUUGGGGUCAGGAACUGUCGGAUUGUCGAUUCAAGGGCGGCACCGCUGGCAAGGUUCCCGCUCCGGCUUUGCCCAAGAUUGCCAUCUUGUUUCUCGUUCCCUUUGAAAUUUUACCCGCCUUACCGCGUCUGGGGUCCUCGCCAUGGCGAACCCCUUCGCCUUCAAGUCCGCCCAGGUAACCUUCUGGACGACGGCUGUUUACUUGGCGCUGCUUAUACCCCUUGUCCUGAUAAACGAGGGCGUGCCUCCUGUCAACCCUGAUGGCUCUCUCUUCCUGGAUCGCGGCCUCAACAUAACCGAGGCCUGGGCCGAUCUGCAGGAGAUCACGCAGUACUUCCACCAUCAGAACAGCAGGGAGAACGACGAUGUGCGGGACUACCUGCUGCGCCGUAUGAAGCAGAUUGUCCACGAGAAUGAAGCGCAGGGCCAGACCACCAUCUUCAACGAUCUGUCGUCAAAUCUGACCUUCAAUCACUAUGGUAUCCCCGUCCACUACCAAGGGAAUAACCUCUAUGUCUAUAUCCGUGGCCAGGAUGAUGUGGAGGGUGAGUGGUGGCAUGAUGCGACGGCCGGCAAGCCCGUCGGAAAGGGAGGAGUGCUGGUAAACGCUCACUUUGACUCCGUGGCAACCGCAUAUGGCGCUACAGACGAUGGCAUGGGCGUGGCGACAGUCCUCCAGAUGAUCAGGUACUUUACCACGCCUGGAAACCAACCGCGCCGUGGCAUCAUCGCCCUGCUCAACAACGCCGAGGAGCCGGGCCUUCUGGGUGCCGCGGCCUUUGGACAGAGCCCCUUGCUGCCCUUUAUCCACACCUUCCUCAACCUGGAGGGUGCUGGCGCCGGCGGCCGCUGCGUCCUUUUCCGCACCACCGACCAAGAGGUGACGAGCGCCUUUGCCAACGUGCAGUCGCCCUUUGGCUCCGUCAUUGGCUCCGAUGGCUUCAAGCUAGGCCUCAUCCGGAGCGGGACUGAUUAUUCAGUCUGGCACGACAUCUUCGGUCAGCGCGGCCUCGACCUCUCAUUUUUCAGGCCGCGAGCACUUUAUCACACGAACCAAGAUGACGCCAGACACGCGAGCAGGCGGAGCCUCUGGCAGAUGAUGGCCAACUCGGCCACCACCCUGAUCAAUCUCUCGGCCGAGACGGGCUCAGACUACGUUGGCGAACGACCUGACGGGGCCAAGGACAAGGUCCCGAACGGAUCCCCCAGCGACGGUGUCUGGUUCGACCUUUUCGGGAGCUCCUUUGUGCUUUUCAGCCUGAGGGGCAUGUUUGCGUGGUCACUGACAAUCCUGAUCGUGGGACCCCUAACUCUGUUCCUCAUGUUUUACCUGGUCCAUGCGAAGGACAAGGGUUAUAUCUUCUCCUCAAAGUUGACAUCCGCCAGCGACGGCCCAGACGGAGCCGAGUCCAUACAGCUAGGCGGUUGGAAGGGCCUGUUCCGCUUCCCGGUUGCCCUCGCUGUUUCCGGGGCAUUGGUCGUCGGGUCAGCUCUGCUGCUCAAAAAGAUGAACCCAUUCAUCAUCUACAGCAGUGAAUAUGCCGUUUGGGCCAUGAUGAUGUCGCUCUUUUAUAUCGUCUUUUGGGCCAUUAUGAGGGGUGCCAGUAUCAUGCGGCCAAGCGCGCUACAUCGACUUUAUACCCACCUAUGGCUCUUCUUCCUCGGAUGGGUCGUGCUCGUCGCUGUAACAGUGCUGGAGGAUAGGAGGCAGAUCGCCUCAGGCUACAUGUUUGUCUUCUGGGAGUCGCAGGUCUUCCUGUCAACCUUGCUUGCCGUGUGCGAUCUUUUCUCUCUGCCCAAGAAAGCGGAUAUUGCGCGAGGCCUCGAGGAGGAGGACCAGAUCCGCGACCAUCUCAACGCCGUUCCUCAUGCCGACGAUCUGAUUUCGCCCUCACCUGGCGAGGCCGCGAGCCAGAGAGAGGAGGGGCGAGGACAUGGUGACUCGGAAGAGGACGAUCAAGAGCCCGCCACCGAAGAGACGCCACUCUUCCGGAAAUCCCAUGGUGGCAAGCUUGACACUUCGCUCUUCCGCAGGGGCUAUCGCCGCUCUUUAUCGGCCAUGAUAGACACGUCCAAGGCCGGACAGGAUGGCGAGCAAAUCCGGCAGCACGAUGAGCUAUACGGCAAGGAACAGUUCUGGUCGGGAGAGAUGGUCUCGUCGACGUGGCUGCUGCAAUUCCUGCUUCUGGGACCAUUCCUCAUAAUUCUUGCGGCACAAAUCGGACUGCUUGCCACCUCGGCUGUGAGCCAGACUGGCGUGGACGGCUCCAACCAGCUAACGCCGUUCCUCGUUAUUGCGAUCCUCAGCAUCGUGCUGCUUACACCACUUUCCCCCUUCAUCCACCGAGUGAGCAAGCAUCUGCCUUUGCUACUUCUUGCCGUCUUCUCCGGCACGCUCAUUUACAACCUCACCGCGUCGCCCUUCUCGCCCAUGGCGCCCUACAAGAUCUUCUUCAAGCAGACGAUCGAUCUCGAGACGGGCGUGACGGCCGUCCGGAUAUCGGGUAUCGAGCACUACCUACAUGACAUCAUCGCGGACAUCCCCUCGGCGGCGGGCCAGGCUAUCGAGUGCGGACCCAGCAUCAGCCGCAGGGAUCUGGCCGAUUGUGUUUACGACGCCACCAAGGUACCGCCACGGCCGGCCUACGGCAGCGGCAACGACAGCCUGGAGCUGGCCCCCAACAUGCCACCCACGACGGAUUACUACAAGAAGCUGCUCGAUGUCCGCAUCUCGGAUCGUUACUACGCCGCCGCCGCCGCCGGCAAGCGCGUCGGUCGCACGUCGGCGCGCAUCCACAUCAACGCCGUGAACACGCGCGUCGUCGAGCUCCGGUUCCCCGCCGAGGGGCCCGUCAUCCGGUCAGUGAGCGUGGUCGGGGCGGAGCCCUGGGACGCGCGGUUCGGCGCCUUCCCGGAGGAGGGCGCCCGGCUCGUCCGGCUCUGGAGGCGCGACUGGGACCGGGGCUGGGCCGUGGACCUCACAUGGGACGGCGACCGCGGCCUGGACGGCGAUGCGGUCGCGCUGUGGAGCGACGCCAACGAGGCGGCGGACGCCAUGCCGGCCUUCCGCGAGGUGGUCAUGUACGCGCCGCCGUGGGUCGCCGUCUCCAAGGCGUCGCCGGGGCUGGUGGAGGGCAAGAAGGCCUUCAAGAUCUAAUGUGGAAGGUACCAUUCAUGACGAGGGGUCAUCCUGUCAUGUUGAGAUUUGAUGUUUUUUUUUUUUCUGGUUCUCUACACCUAUCCUGCAAUUAUGUUUUUGAUUAAGAUUGUCAACACCGUAGCAUCGUGGCCUUGGAAUCGAGGUCACAGGUUUCCAUUUUACAAUGUAUCAAAUCAAAUCAAUAUCUAUCCAAACUUUGGCUGAUACCAUAUCACCCUCC
This is a messenger RNA of Gaeumannomyces tritici R3-111a-1, 3447 nucleotides long. Its product is annotated as peptidase family M28 family protein. Lineage: Eukaryota; Fungi; Ascomycota; Sordariomycetes; Magnaporthales; Magnaporthaceae. Gene Ontology annotation, biological process: proteolysis. Bases 210 to 3224 code for a protein of 1004 amino acids. The transcript has 4 exons. The record is from RefSeq and is a predicted model, not a curated record. Gene Ontology annotation, molecular function: metalloexopeptidase activity.